AUGUCCGAGCCCACCAUUCCAUUUUCUCCUAACAAAGUCGACUUCAUCGACACUCCUCCUACCUCUCCACGUGACCAUGAAGCCAUUAUGUCAAGUCCAUCUCCCCUCGUUAUUCGAACCUCGAGCCCCGAGAAGUUCAAGAGGAAAGUGGCGUCGGUAUUUGCGUCGCUUUAUGACGAAGAGCCUACUCCCAAGUGCAAGACCAAGCCUAAGAAGGUGAUCAAACUUGCUUCCCCAUUAUGGAAAGAUACCGCUUCUCAAGUUGUUACUGGAAAUGAACCGGAAGUUGAAGAGAACAAGGAGACAAUUGAAAAGCCAGGAGUUGAUCGCAUCGAAGUGGUCGACGGAGAUCCCGCAAAGGAAUUGUCUCCAUCGGUGGACUCAACAGACAUCGAAUCGCCCGGGAAAGCCGCGGAGGAGCUAUCAUCAAUGGCUUUUGCACAACCAGAACUCACUGAAGCAAUGAUAUCCUCUUCAAUCAAUCCUGAUACGGCUCCUACAGUCUCAGUUGAUCCAAUCGAAGCCAUCCAUAGCGCUAGCUGCCCUGCUGUGACUGAAGCCUCUCAAAUGGAAUAUGUACCUAGCACCAUCGAAGGAGACGUCGAAAAGUUUAAAAUUCGUCACGAGUGGACUGGAACAUGUGACUUUGAUCUCAUCACUGAGAAAUCCAUCGAACUUCAGAAGAAGAAUCAACUCGACGGUCUCAUUCUCUACCGCAAGGCACUUAUUCAUGACAUGACUAUUGCGCCUCAUGAUCCCUUGAUUUACAUUCGUCUUGUCAACCUUGACGCCAACCUUGCCUUCAAGGACACCUCGUCCCAUUAUGCGUAUCGCGCUCUUAUUCUUAUCAAGGCUGGUCUUCAAACCAUCACUCCUCAACAAUCUGAGCUCUCCCGCUUAGUAUAUACCGCUGUUGCGACUCGGCUUUACACGAGCUCGACAGUAAUUAUUAUUGACGAACUACAAUCGAUGUGUCUUCAGGCUUAUCGUUGUCUGGUCCAAGGUCUACUGCAUUGUGCGGCAUUUUGGGAUGGCUUGACGGUGGUCAAACUUGGUCUGGAGGAUUUUCCUGACGAUUAUGAAUUACUUGAUCUUCAAGAUUUAUUGUUGGGAUCUUUCCAGAAUAGACAUGAAGAAAUAGUGGAAGACGCCAAGAAUGGGUCAGUUGACAACAUCAUUGCAAGUAGUAGACCAGGAUCGAUUUACCAGAAAAAAUACCCGUGGAUGGCUCCAAAGCUUUUUGUCCGAACACCCCGUUUGGUCAGACAAGUCAACUCUACAUUUGGUGUUCUCAACGCAGAAGUCCGACCUGUGGUCUUCGGAUCUCCAGGUAUAGCAUCAAAAUCUAAAUCGCUUUCUGAUUUUCCUAAGAACGCAGAUGUUGGACCUCUAGGUAUUUUCGCCACACGCGACAUCGAGGAAGGAGAAUCCAUUCUAGUCGAUAAGUCAUACGCAUGUGUCUCCAAUAUCCCACCUUCGACUGGACAAUUCUGUGACGCAUGUCAUGCUCACCUCGCUCCCCCUUUCGUACAACCAGCUCAGAUCUGUCGACCAUCAUGCGGAUGUGACAUAUCGUUCUGCUCCAGAGGCUGUCAUGAUCUUGCCAUCGGGGGUUAUCAUAAGAUUCAGUGUGGUAUCGAUCUCACCUGGCUCUACAAAACUGGCGCGUCUCGAACUGAAUGGGACCCUAGGAUGUUUUUACGCGUAAUGUGUAUCGUUCUAAGCACACCUGGCUGGUCAAAAGAUUCGACCCCUCAGAAGAACCCUUUGCAACACCCGCUGCUGGCGAGGUUGACAGCUAAUUACGCCAGUGAUGACGAACAAGUUGUUCGUGGCCAAAAUUGGUCCUACCAGGAGAACAUAGUCGCACCUACCCGCAUUCUAAGUGAUCUCGGCAUUGAUAUUUUUUCUCCAGUCAAGAAGAUACACGAAGGCAAAAUCAAGCUUCUGGCCAACAUCUGGACUCCGGAGCUAAUCCAGACCAUAUACUGGCGCAUGCUUAACAACGCUAAUAAUAGCAAAAUUGACAUUUCUGGCCUCCAACUAGAUGAAUCAUUCCGUUCCACUCGUACGCCCAACUCGGGACCUACAAUGGUGCACUUGAUCGUAAUCAGUCCUAACUAUUCGUUCUUCAACCAUAGUUGCAGAUACAACGUGAUGUGGAAUGGUACAUGUUUAAACGGAGCUCAGGACAUAUCGGCACUCCUAGCUGGAGACGGACCAAACCAGGAGGUGCUUAAACCUGGAAGUAGUAGCGUGAGUUGCAGAGCCAUCAGAGAUAUUAAAGCAGGUGAAGAGUUGACGAUUAGUUAUGUGGGUGACCCUAUGGGCGGUUACAGCCCUGAGGAGAUCGAAAAACACCCCAAAUUAGCCAUUGGACAAACAGAAGAUGGGGCCAUGAGUCAUAAAAGAAUGAUUACUCGUAUUAAUUUGAUGAAGUGGUUCAGCAAUGCUGGAUGUGGCUGUGGACAAUGUGCCGAGGAAAAUGAUUCGGGAAGAAUGCGAACGAUGAUCAGGGUUGCAUGA
This is a messenger RNA of Botrytis byssoidea, 2526 nucleotides long. RefSeq lists its product as uncharacterized. The coding region runs from base 1 to 2526 and encodes 841 amino acids. The record is from RefSeq and is a predicted model, not a curated record. Lineage: Eukaryota; Fungi; Ascomycota; Leotiomycetes; Helotiales; Sclerotiniaceae. Gene Ontology annotation, molecular function: protein binding. The transcript is spliced from 2 exons. Gene Ontology annotation, cellular component: nucleus.